ACUGGUGCAAUAAGUUACAUACCAAAACCGCCUCCGUGGUCGAGGGGUUAGAGUCGAUGACUUUUAAUCCAGUUACCUCUCUGGCGUGGGUUCGAUCAACGGGAGAUGCUUUGGUAGUUUAGCACGGAGGAAGGUAGUCUAGUACUGGUGUAACUCUCCAGGAACGAUGGUUAGGAAACUACCCGCCUAUAUGACUGAAAUAAUGUUUGGAAAUGGCGUAAAAUGAAACAAACAAACAAAAUAUACAUACAAAAAGAAUACAAUGACGAUAAGACAUAUAAUCCAGAUUAGUAUUCAUUCUAUUUGAAUAAUUUACCCCGCUAACCUAUAAGCAUCCAUCUUAAACUUAUGUAGUUAUUUCGCAGAAUUCAAUAUUUAACAUGAACUGAUACAAUUUUGAAUUUUGAAACAUCCGCAGAUGUGUUCAUAUGGUGGUUAUCAUGGAACCUUCAAUGUGACACGUAAGUAACAAGUGUAGAUGUUUUGGCAUUUUUAGUACGCAUUUUUGUCUUGAAUUACUCUUGAACCUUUUUAUUUGGUCACAUAGUCCUGUGUUAAAAAAUAAAAUACACAUUCUUUCUACCGUGCUACCAAGUCAAUUUUACAUCAAACUAUUCCGUAUAAGUACAAGCAAUUAUAACUGGCCAUUGUGGCAAAUUAUGACGGAAGUAUCUCACAUUUUCUCUGCUUAUUAAUUUUCCCUGCCUGUGGGAAAAUAAGUUUAUAAAUACAGCUCUGAUAAUCAGCUGAGGUAAUUGCAAUUUGUGUUAAUUAUAAAUGGGCAAAACAUUUUUUAUUCAAAGAUAUUUCAUAAAAAUAAUCAUCGUUCAAAAGCUUUCAGCUACAUUGCUAUUCAGUCUUAAAAAUAGGGAACUAUUAUUUAACAUUUGAAUACAUCUUCUUCUUAAGAAAAUGUUACAUGUUUUGGUGUUUAUUGCUCUACUCGGACAAAUUAAAGUAAUUGAAAGCAGCUGCGAAUAUGGACAUAUAAAUGCAAAAUAUCAGGAUUCUUGUAGGAAGAAAGAAUACCUGGAUGAACUAUUUACUGAUCUAUUUGUUGAUGGCGAACUCAAGUCGGAAGUGUUUCUAGAGAAGCUAGUGACUACUUGCAGCAAUUACGCUGAAUACUCCAAAUGUGCUAAUUGUACUGCCAAACACGUGUGUUAUGAGGAACAAGAUAAAUUAAAGGAAAUCCUCGCUGAUAGAUGGUCAAUCUUCUGUAACGAUGACCAACCUGCAAGUUGGCUUGUAAGAAUAUUGCAUGAUGGACUGAAUUACAAUGUCUCGUGUCGAUCCACAUUUAUGAAAACAUUAAAUUCUUGCGUACCUCCUCAGCCUCCCGAGGAGAGCAGCAAUGAAACCUCUUUGUCAGGGCUUGUCGAUGAAUACAGAAGAGUCGGGCAAAACGUAUUCAGCUGUAGCAUGGCUGUUAUUCUCAAGAACGACAUUAUUAAUUGUGACUCAUCAUGGCAAGAUAUCUUACUAGUUUCCUGGCUGGAAGUCUCUUCAGGAUGGGGCAUGCUAUUUUACAUAGAUAAAGAGGAAAUUCAAACGUUACAGAAUAUGAGAUGUUAAGACGGACAAUUCCACAGUUGAUAUGGUUGAUAUUCAACAGCAAACAAUCAUCAUUGGCAUGAAAUAAUUUGUAGUGUGUAAUGGAUGAAUCUGAAUUUCUGUAAUUCAAUUUCAUCAAAUUAAAAUAAAAACAUUUAUAUAUAGGCUUGGUAUUUCUUAGAAAAUGUCACUGUCAAAAUCAUGUUCGCAUUGCUUAUUUAUCAUAUACAAAGCAAAUGUGGUAAAGUUAUUGUCACAUUUUUUCCUAAAAGAGACAUUCAUCACAUUUUAUCUGUUUGGUGUUCUUAUGGGCGGUUUGAUAAGAGAUUAGAAAAACGCUGAUUUUCCUUGUUAAUCUUUACUCACAUAUUGAAUCGGACAUACUUAAUUAACGCCAUAAAUAUUUGGACAAUAAGGAAGUUCAAAUUUGAUUACUUCAGAUUGCAUUUAAAGAAUUUGUACACACCUGACUUGCAAAUUAUUAUUUACCCUAUGCGCUCGAUAUCUAUCUGUCUAUAAACAACUUACGUUUGAUCUAUGAAACUUGAAAAUAUAUAUAUUUACAAAUGUCAACAAAGAAUAGUUAUUUUAACAAAAUGCAGUCCUCGAUUGUAUCAAUUCACAAUGAACGAAGCUUGGCGAGGGUGAUGAAAUUAUAUUUGUAAUUUAAUACAUGCUCGCUUUCUUUUGUGAAGAUAAUGGGGAAAAUUAUCUGAUAGGCAUAAAAGACA
Molecule: messenger RNA, 2285 nt
Organism: Ruditapes philippinarum (Manila clam)
Lineage: Eukaryota; Metazoa; Mollusca; Bivalvia; Venerida; Veneridae
Exons: 6
Coding region: 913-1575 (220 amino acids)
Source: RefSeq, a predicted model, not a curated record